This is a messenger RNA of Drosophila busckii, 1115 nucleotides long. RefSeq lists its product as uncharacterized. The record is from RefSeq and is a predicted model, not a curated record. Lineage: Eukaryota; Metazoa; Arthropoda; Insecta; Diptera; Drosophilidae. Bases 78 to 1094 code for a protein of 338 amino acids. The transcript has a single exon.
AGAAAGAAGUUUUGUUCAGAUUAAAGCGUUGUAAAAGCGCGCAAAGCUUACGUUUUAAAUUUCAAUUCAAAAUAAACAUGCUGCAUCAACCGCCAGCCAAAAUUAUGUCCGGUGCGGAGGAGAAUCGUUAUUAUCUGAAGAACUUUAUACAAACAUAUCGCGACCUGCCCGUACUAUGGGACACCACACUGCGGGACUACACGAAUCGCGAGAAACGAGCCGAGGCCUAUAUGCGUCUGGUGCCCAUCUAUCAUUAUCUCAAGCGCGAUGCGACCGUUGAGGAUGUGAAAAAGAAGAUCAAUACGUUGAGGACUAACUAUCGCAAGGAGCUGAAGGUGGUAGAGAGCGCCAUGCGUUCAGGUAAUCUACACACGCCUCGUUGUUGGACAUUUCAAGAAUUGGAUUUUCUGCGAAAUACCGAGAAGUUUCUGGCAGUGAAUCCCAGCUUUAAGCAUGAGCCAUCCUUUGCGUUCAACGAGAACUCCAGCUCCACUGGCAACUUUAUGGACCAUCAGCAACAACACUAUGCCUAUCGGAGUGCCACAGCUGGACAAACACCCAACAUAACAGAAAUGUUUCACAAAUCAUUCGGACAUGUCCACAAGUUGGAUCCACUGCCGCAAGCACCUGCUCCCCUGCCACAGCCAGCUCAGCCCCAAGCCCAUUCACAUACAGACUACGCAGCGACAGCGCCUAAACGUGCGCGCCAAACGCCGCCCACUGGCAGUGGACAUCACAACACAGACGAGCUGCUUAACAUGGCCUGCGAGUAUCUAUCUGGAACAUAUCCUGAGGAGGAGUCCAUUGCACGCACUUGGACGCAUAAGCUCAAGCGCCUGCCGCGAGAGCAGCGGCUGCUUGCCGAGCGCUUUAUCAACGAGAUACUCUUCGAAGCAGAGUCCAAUAAUCUGCAUCGCGGCUCGGUGCAGAUCAACAACAGCUUCGAGCCGUAUGUGCGCUUCGAGGAGCCACCCGCCUGCCAUGACGAACAGGACAAAUCUCAAAGCCCCAGUGUACAUACCUCCAGCGAAUCCACAAAUACGUCCAAGCCUAGCCAAGCAGAACCCAGCAAUGCAGCAAUGCGAGAAUUCUAGAAUUAAGUCUAGCAUUAAGUG